Molecule: messenger RNA, 519 nt
Organism: Salvelinus sp. IW2-2015
Lineage: Eukaryota; Metazoa; Chordata; Actinopteri; Salmoniformes; Salmonidae
Product: ferritin, middle subunit
Biological process (GO): intracellular iron ion homeostasis; iron ion transport
Cellular component (GO): cytoplasm
Molecular function (GO): ferrous iron binding; ferric iron binding
Source: RefSeq, a predicted model, not a curated record
CCUCCUGUGUUCACUCUGUCCUGUGUAGAAGCCAGAACGUGAUGAGUGGGGCAAUGGGCUGGAGGCCAUGCAGUGUGCUCUGCAGCUGGAGAAGAAUGUGAACCAGGCCCUGCUGGACCUGCACAAGAUUGCCUCGGACAAGGUUGACUCCCAUCUGUGUGACUUCCUGGAAACCCAUUGCCUGAAGGAGCAGGUGGAGGCCAUUAAGAAGCUGGGAGACCACAUCACCAACCUCACCAAGAUGGAUGCUGUCAACAACAAGAUGGCAGAGUACCUGUUUGACAAGCACACCCUGGGAGGCCAGAGCUAAACCACUUCCAUCCCCAGGCUAUGGCCUCCAGCCUCAGACCAGGACUCCUGCCUUCUCUGAUAGAUCCUAUUGGCUUUGCAUUUAUAGGGAGGGGAGUGUUAAACUGGUGCAGUGCAACACAGCUGUAACAUUGAGAGGUUUCUUUUGACAACCCUACUGUAUGUUGGAGGCAAGGCAUUUUGUAAAACAAUUAAAAUAAUCUCACUAAA